UUGAAGCAUAUUGGUAUUGUUUGUUGNUGGUAUGUAGGCAAAAAUUGUUUUAUUUGGUUUGGAUCAGUACCUAGGGUGACCCUCACUGAUCCUGAGCUAAUCAAAGAUGUAUUAAACAAGCCGAACGACUUCGUAAAGAUUAAAACUAAUCCACAAGUCAGGUUAUUAGCUCCUGGUCUUGUAAGCCACGAGGGAGAAAAGUGGAGCAAGCACAGAAAGAUAAUCAAUCCUGCUUUCAAUUUAGAGAAGUUGAAGAAUAUGUUACCACUAUUCAUCAAAUGUUGCGAUGUUCUUAUUAGCAAAUGGGAGGAAAUGUUAUCUUUGGAUGGAUCAAGUGAAAUGGAUGUAUGGCCUUUCCUUCAGAAUUUGGCUAGUGACGCAAUUUCUCGAACAGCAUUUGGAAGUAGUUAUGAAGAAGGAAGAAGAAUAUUUCAACUUCUAAUGGAGCAAGGUGAACUUACCAUGCAACUUAUGUUGAAAGUUUACAUCCCUGGAUGGAGGUUUGUACCCACUGCUACUCAUAGAAGGAUGAAGGCAAUUGACAGGGAAAUAAAAGCUUCACUUAUGNAUAUCAUUAAUAACAGAGAAAAAGCACUAAAGGCAGGUGAAGCCACUAAAAAUAAUUUGUUAGAUAUGCUUUUGGAGUCAAAUCACAAGGAAAUUCAAGAACAGGGAAACAAUAAGAAUGUUGGAAUGAAUAUUGAAGAUGUUAUUGGGGAAUGCAAGCUAUUUUACUUUGCAGGGCAGGAGACUACUUCAUCUUUGCUUGUUUGGACAAUGAUAUUAUUGAGUAUGUACCCUGAUUGGCAAACACGUGCAAGGGAGGAANUCUUNCAAGUUUUUNNCAAUCGAGAACCAGAUUUUGAUGGAUUGAAUCACCUUAAGAUUGUUACNAUGAUUUUGAAUGAGGUUNUCAGGCUAUACCCACCGNUAAUUGGUCUUNCUCGAAAAGUUCGUAAAGAUGUGAAACUUGGAAAUCUAUCAUUACCUGCUGGAGUGCAAGUUUCCUUGCCAAUAAUNUUGGUUCACCAUGAUUGUGAGCUCUGGGGUGAUGAUGCUAAAGAGUUCAAACCUGAGAGAUUUGCUGAAGGAGUUCUAAAGGCCACAAAUGGCAGAGCUUCACUNAUUCCCUUUGGAGGUGGUCCUAGGAUUUGCAUUGGACAAAACUUCUCCUUGUUGGAAGCAAAGAUUGCUUUGUCAAUGAUUUUACAACGUUUCUCGUUUGAACUC
This is a messenger RNA of Vigna radiata var. radiata (mung bean), 1230 nucleotides long. Its product is annotated as 11-oxo-beta-amyrin 30-oxidase-like. The transcript is spliced from 4 exons. Gene Ontology annotation, molecular function: monooxygenase activity; oxidoreductase activity, acting on paired donors, with incorporation or reduction of molecular oxygen; iron ion binding. The record is from RefSeq and is a predicted model, not a curated record. NCBI's taxonomy places the organism in Eukaryota, Viridiplantae, Streptophyta, Magnoliopsida, Fabales, Fabaceae. The annotation marks the transcript as partial.